This is a messenger RNA of Electrophorus electricus (electric eel), 3584 nucleotides long. It is a transcript of the gene rasa3, whose product is annotated as RAS p21 protein activator 3. Gene Ontology annotation, biological process: intracellular signal transduction; regulation of GTPase activity; negative regulation of Ras protein signal transduction. The record is from RefSeq and is a predicted model, not a curated record. Lineage: Eukaryota; Metazoa; Chordata; Actinopteri; Gymnotiformes; Gymnotidae. Gene Ontology annotation, molecular function: GTPase activator activity.
UUCGGGGAUCGCAGACCGUACGGGGAAUAGACGUUCGCUGGGAAGAGUCAGUGAAGGAAAGUGUCCGUCCUGCACCUAAAAGGGAAAGACCCGGACUGCGAGCAUGGCGGUCGAAGAAGAAGGUCUUCGAGUUUUCCAGAGCGUCAAAAUAAAAAUAGGAGAAGCCAAGAACAUCGCUCCCUACCCAGGGCCGAAUAAAAUGAGGGACUGUUACUGCACGGUGAACCUGGACCAGGAAGAGGUCUUCAGGACCAAGAUCAUCGAGAAGUCUUUAUGCCCAUUCUAUGGAGAAGACUUUUAUUGUGAAAUCCCGCGCAGCUUCCGGCACCUCUGCUUUUAUAUCUUCGACAGGGAUGUCUUCAGGAGGGACUCCAGCAUUGGCAAGGUAGCUGUGAAGAAGGAGGACCUGACCAAGUACCACGGCAAAGACACCUGGUUCCCACUGCAGCCUGUUAGUGCAGACUCAGAGGUGCAGGGAAAGGUUCAUCUGGAACUCCGCCUAAGCGAAGUCAUCACAGACAGUGGAGCCGUCUGCCACAAACUGGCAACCCGAGUCUUGGAGUGUCAAGACCUUCCUAUCGUCAAUGGCCAGUGCGACCCAUACGCUGCAGUCUCCUUACUGGGGCCUUCCAGGUCAGAAGCCAAGAAGACCAAGGUCAAACGGAAAACCAACAACCCUCAGUUCGACGAAGUGUUCUACUUUGAGGUCACCAGGCCUCUCAGCUACACCAAACGGCAGUUUGAUGUGGAGGAGGAGGAUGUGGACAAGCUAGCUCUCAGGGUGGACCUUUGGAAUGCCAGUAACCUGAAGUUUGGGGAUGAGUUUUUAGGAGGCGUUCGGGUACCACUCAAGGUUUUGGGCCAGGCAGGGGUUCAUGAUGCAUGGUACUUCCUCCAGCCAAGGGACAAUGGCAGCAAGUCUGUGAAGGCAGAUGAGCUGGGCUCUUUAAGACUCAACAUCGUUUACACGGAGGACCACGUAUUCUCCUCAGAGCGCUACAACCCACUCACAGAGCUGCUGUUACACUCCGCACAUGUGGAGCCUGUCUCUGCCUCUGCGGCCCACGUCCUCGGGGAGGUGUGUCGGGAGAAGCAGGAGGCAGCCGUGCCGCUGGUCCAUCUCUUCCUGCACUACGGCAAGAUCGUGCCAUUCGUCAGCGCAAUCGCCAGCGCUGAGGUCAACCGCACGCAGGAUCCCAACACGAUAUUCCGGGGCAAUUCGCUGACGUCCAAAUGCAUCGACGAGACUAUGAAGCUAGCAGGAAUGCACUAUCUCCAGGUCACUCUCAAACCCAUCAUUGAUGAGAUCUGCACUGAGCACAAGCCUUGUGAAAUUGACCCAGUUAAGCUGAAGGAAUCAGAGAAUCUGGAGACCAACAGGGAGAACUUGCGUCAGUACGUGGAUCGCAUCUUUAACGUCAUCACUACCUCCGGUGUCAGGUGCCCCACCGUCAUGUGCGACAUCUUCUUCUCGCUCCGAGAGUCCGCCGCUACUCGUUUCCAGGUGGACCAGGACGUCAGGUACACUGCAGUCAGCAGUUUCAUUUUCCUGCGUUUCUUUGCUCCUGCAAUCCUGUCCCCUAACCUCUUCCAGCUUAGACCACACCAUCCGGAUCCUUGCACAUCACGCACUCUCACACUCAUCUCCAAAACCAUUCAAACCCUGGGAAGCCUCGCCAAGUCCAAAUCUGCUAACUUCAAGGAGAACUACAUGGCCGUGUUCUACGAGUACUUCAAUGAGCAGAAGUACGCGGACGCUGUGAAAAACUUUCUCGAUUUGAUCUCCUCCUCUGGGAGGUGGGACCAGAAGAGCAUCGAGACUCCGAUCAUGCUAAAGGAAGGAUUUAUGAUCAAACGAGCACAGGGGAGGAAUCGCUUUGGCAUGAAGAACUUUAAGAAGCGAUGGUUCCGCCUCACUAACCAUGAGUUCACCUAUCACAAAACCAAAGGUAACGCCAAAGGUGAAGCUGCUCUGUGCAGUAUCCCUAUUGAAAACAUCCUGGCAGUGGAGAGAUUAGAGGAGGAGUCUUUCAAGAUGAAGAAUAUGUUCCAGGUCAUCCAGCCAGAGAGGGCACUCUACAUCCAGGCCAACAACUGCGUGGAAGCACGUGACUGGAUCGACAUCCUCACCAAGGUCAGCCAGUGCAACCGCAAGCGCCUGAGCACAUACCACCCCUCAGCCUACCUCAACGGCCACUGGCUCUGCUGUAAGCAGUCCGUAGACUGCGCCCCUGGCUGCACGCCAUGUACUGGUGGCCUGCCAGCCAACAUACAGCUGGACAUCGAUGGUGACCGCGAGACGGAGCGCAUCUACUCGCUCUUCAGCACCUACAUGUCCAAGCUGGUCAAGAUGCAAGAGGCGUGCGGCAGCAAGUCUGUGUACGACGGGCCCGAGCAGGAGGAGUACUCGAGCUUCGUCAUCGACGACCCGCAGCAAACUUACAAGACGCUAAAGCAGAUCAUCUCUGCUGUGCAGACACUGGAGCAGCAGCACGCCCAGUACAAGCGCGACAAGUUCCGGAAGACCAAGUAUGGCAGCCAGGAGCAUCCAAUUGGUGACAAGAGCUUCCAGUGCUAUAUCCGUCAACAAUCAGAGAGCUCCACCUACUCGAUCUGAUUCUUCCCACUGCCACAAUGCCCUUUUCUCUGCAAUGACUAUUCAUCAUUGACACAGUAAAUCAUGAUUGAAAGAAAGAAUUCGACAGAAGAGUGAGAUUAAGCAAGAGUCUCACAGGAAGCUAUACCACGUUCCUACGAUGUACAGACUCGGUUAGCAGCCAUGCACUUUAAUUGUCACACAUGCCCGGGUGACGCUGUAGCCCUGCCUUGUGGCACGUUGUAGAAAAGUUUGAUGUUACCUUUGUUUAUGAAAUGACAAAAGAAGGAAAGAAGAAAAAGAAAGAGUUUAUGCUCUCUUUUAAGUCUUUAGGACCAAACUACAGGUCUGAGAAUAUCUGCUUUUCACUUUGUGUUUUUCCAUCAGUGGAAAUCUCAUUGGCGCAUGCCUGUUGGUAAAGGCCUUGCACACAAUCCCAGGUCAGGAAGCCCAAAGCCCGGCUGGUCUGAACUUUGCGAUGCAUGGCCACACCUUCAUUGUUUUCAAAUGAAGGUACAUCUGUUAACUCGAGGUAAUAUUUUUUCUCACCUGCCAAUAUAAGUGUAGCCAGGGUAUUGUGUAAAGUUCUCACGGAAAAAAAAAAUAGCCCAAGAUAAAACAAGCAGGGGAUUAAAUCUUCUGAACUGGGAUAGCAAUUGGGUCAGAUAUGUGAUUGGGAGGACCUAUCUGAAUCAAAUGUUACAUGUAACCAUUGUUUGUUUUUCUUUUAAACACAAUGAGAUUGUUUAAGAGACACUCGGAUGUGAUGUCAUUGUUUUGUUUGUGAAAUCAAGUCUUUACUUGCUUUUGGUCAUCUGCACCUUUUGCAUGUUCAGACUUGUUGCAGUAUUGUUCCAUACUUUUGUGAACAUUCCUUAAUGCAGAUUCAUCCACAGUGUGCAGCUCAGCCAAAUAUAAACCCAGCUGAAGGAGUAUGGCACUGUGAGGACUAUAGUUGUGUGUGUGUGUGUGUGUGUGUGUGUGUGUG